AAAGUUCCUUCUUCUUUUAGCAUUGGGCAUUGCUUUUGCUUAUUCGAAAUUCCAGUAUUUAUCAGAUUUUUAAUUUAAUCAGGAUAAUAAAUUAAUAAUCAAUCAAAAUGCCACCAAAAUUCGAUCCAACUGAAGUCAAAAAAGUUUUUAUGAGAUGUGUUGGUGGAGAAGUUGGUGCUACAUCUUCUCUUGCUCCAAAAAUUGGUCCACUUGGUUUGUCACCAAAAAAAGUUGGUGAUGAUAUUGCCAAGGCAACAAGUGACUGGAAAGGUCUUAAAAUCACUGUCCAAUUGACCAUCCAAAAUAGACAAGCAACAAUUUCAGUUGUACCAUCAGCAGCAUCAUUGGUCAUCAAGGCACUCAAAGAACCACCAAGAGAUCGUAAAAAGCAAAAGAACAUUAAGCACAGUGGUAACAUAACAUUUGAUGAUGUUCUUUCAAUUGCAAAUACAAUGAGAGCAAGAUCAAUGUCACGUCAAUUGAGUGGUACUGUUAAAGAAAUUUUGGGUACAUGUCAAUCAGUUGGUUGCACAGUUGAAGGACGUGCACCACAUGAUAUCAUUGAAGAUAUUGAUUCUGGUGAAAUUGAAGUACCAUCAGAAUAAAAAAAUAAAUGGUAGGUUAUUGGUAGGGGUUGGCAUCCCAUCCACCUUCAGCAGAAUUAUUUUUCUGUUGAAGGCAUAAUUAACGCCAUUGAGGAGUUUACCUCAAUAAAAAAACAAUCUAAUUAAAAUAAUUUAAUUUUAAAUUUUUUAUUUUUUUUAUUCAAUUAUUUUGUUACAGAUGUUCUUGUGAUGUUUCAAUAAAAAAUUAAAAAUUAAAAAACA
This is a messenger RNA of Aphidius gifuensis, 827 nucleotides long. RefSeq names its product 60S ribosomal protein L12-like. The coding region runs from base 108 to 605 and encodes 165 amino acids. The transcript has 3 exons. NCBI's taxonomy places the organism in Eukaryota, Metazoa, Arthropoda, Insecta, Hymenoptera, Braconidae. The record is from RefSeq and is a predicted model, not a curated record. Gene Ontology annotation, biological process: translation. Gene Ontology annotation, cellular component: cytosolic large ribosomal subunit; ribosome. Gene Ontology annotation, molecular function: structural constituent of ribosome; large ribosomal subunit rRNA binding.